Molecule: messenger RNA, 744 nt
Organism: Symbiodinium sp. CCMP2592
Lineage: Eukaryota; Dinophyceae; Suessiales; Symbiodiniaceae
Source: the annotation of a GenBank genome assembly
AUGCGCUGGGUUCGUGCCGCCUGGUGGGCCUGGGCCCUUGCGGCACCGGGCGUGGCCGUUGAGGUCAGCAGCCAGGAGUCGUGGGUGUCCAUUGACGGCGCCGGCGAUCUAACGAGGUGGCCCCACGGUCAUGGCGUUCACGCAGCGGAUCUUGCCAGCCACUGGGAAUCCGACAAGAAGAUGAUGAGGAGAAGCGAGAAAAGCUCGGAAAAGCCCGCGAGCGAGUGGUACCCGAACAGCGGACACCAGGCCCGCGCAUCACGACCGUCGUUUGAGAUUCCGAUCUCCGUGCUUCGGGACUUCGUGCUCGAAGAGCACCGUGCGAUCAGCAAUGCCACGGGCUCUGGAGGAGAUCUGAGGUGGGGGGCCUCGCAGAUCACCCGUGGCCCUGCGGGACCGAAGGGCGACAAGGGCGACAGGGGCCCGGCAGGUGGCGCAGGCAGAGCCGGAACAGCCGGCGCCAAAGGCGACAAAGGAGAGCCUGGUGCGAAAGGACCACCAGGGGAGCAGGGGCCCAUGCAGGACAUGAAGCCAGCUCCGGAGAAUCUUGCGUCCGUUGGAAUGGUGGGUGGCCUUAUCCUCUUCAACCUCAUAUCCGCCUGCACUGUCUAUGCUGUAGUCGCAGGAAAGCUCAAAAAGGGCGACGAGCAGAAAAAGAGCAUGGAAGAAGGUGCGCCCGAGGAGGGCGAAGAGUGGGGCGAGGAGGCGUGGGGCGAGGAGGCGUAUCCUGAAGAAGCUACUUAG